Molecule: messenger RNA, 1446 nt
Organism: Lasiodiplodia theobromae
Lineage: Eukaryota; Fungi; Ascomycota; Dothideomycetes; Botryosphaeriales; Botryosphaeriaceae
Product: tRNA methyltransferase complex gcd14 subunit
Exons: 3
Coding region: 1-1446 (481 amino acids)
Biological process (GO): tRNA methylation
Cellular component (GO): nucleus; tRNA (m1A) methyltransferase complex
Source: RefSeq, a predicted model, not a curated record
AUGCCCUCCUUUCGCCCUUCGCCCUUCCUCGAUCCCGGCGCUAAGACCCAGGAUGGCCAGCUGGCCCUGGUCCAUCUCAGCCGCGAGCACCUCACUCCCGUCGUUAUCAAUGCCUCGCCAGACGCCGAAUCCGAAUAUGCUGAAGGCUGCGUCGUCAACACCCGCUUCGGCUCAUUCCCACACAGCACCUUGGUGAACGUGCCAUGGGGAAUGCAAGUGCGCGCCGCCAAUGUGGACACCGGCCGGAGGGGGAAGAAAAGUAACAAGAAGCGCAAGCGCGAUGAGGACACUCCGGGCGAGGAUGACGACAGCGCUGCGAGAGAAGUAGGUUUCGCAUCCACCGGCUUUACGCAUCUUAUCCCUCCUACGCCUGAGACAUGGACCAUUUCCUUGCCGCACCGGACACAGGUUGUCUACACACCGGACUACAGCUAUGUCCUUCAGAGGUUACGCGUUAGGCCAGGAGAUACCCUGAUCGAAGCGGGAGCUGGUAGCGGCUCCUUUACGCACGCCUCAGUCCGCGCGACAUUCAACGGCUAUCCUCUCGCCGAGGCGGAAGAGACGGCACAAGUAAAUGGCACUGAAAAUGGGAAGAAAAAGCGCAAGAAGUUCGGCCAUGUUUACAGCUUUGAGUAUCACGAGCCCCGCGCUAUCAAGCUAAAGGAGGAGUUGAAAGAGCACGGCAUGGACCAGCUAGUCACCGUCACGCAUGCCGACGUCUACAAGGAUGGUUUUAGCACCACCGAAGACGGCACCGUACCGCAGGCCGACGCCAUCUUCCUAGACCUCCCCGCACCAUGGAUGGCCCUCAAACACCUCGCGCGCAGCCGCGUUGCCGCUGCAACCUCCACGAGCACCAGCCCAGACACCCCGGAACCCACGUCUGAAGCACCCGCAGAUUUCCGCUCGCCGCUCAAUCCCAAGAAGACUGUCCGGAUCUGCACCUUCUCCCCUUGCAUCGAGCAGGUCCAGCGCACUACGUCCGAGAUGAGACGGCUGGGUUGGACCGCCAUCGAGAUGGUCGAGGUUCUGCAUCGCCGCAUUGAAGUGCGCCGCGACCGCAUCGGCCUGCACGAAGAGGGCCUCCGUGGCGUCAACGCCACGCCUGCUACUGUCGACGAAGCUCUCGGUCGCCUUCGUGAAGUCGAAGGCCGCAUCAAGAACUUCCACGAAACCAUGCACGGCAAUGCAGCGACGGCAGAGAGCAGUGAGCAGGGCGGGGACUCAGACCUCGGAAAGGGCUGGGGCAAGGAGAGCAAGGAGCAACGGUUGCAGCGUAUUAGGGAGGAGGAAAAGAGACGGAAGGUCUUCAAGGAGGUGCUGCCGCGGGAGUGGACAAAGGAAGAUGAGGAGAAGGCGAGGAAGAAAUGGGAGAAUGGCGGUCCGACAGCGAAGAAGGAUACUACUCAGAAGAAGCAGAAGGGGGAGAAGGACGCUGAGGAGUAA